This is a messenger RNA of Arabis nemorensis, 1803 nucleotides long. The record is from the annotation of a GenBank genome assembly. NCBI's taxonomy places the organism in Eukaryota, Viridiplantae, Streptophyta, Magnoliopsida, Brassicales, Brassicaceae.
AUGGGGCAAUGUUACGGUAAGGUUAAUAAUCAGAGUAAGAAGAAUGGUGAAGAAGACAACGAAGCUAAUACAACUACUUAUGUUGUGUCUGGUGAUGGUAAUCAGAUUCAGCCUUUAACUCCUUGUUACGGAACAAGAGCUAAUAAGAACACUCCUGCUAGGUCAUCGAAUCCUAGUCCUUGGCCUAGUCCUUUCCCUCAUGGAUCAUCGAGUCCUCUUCCUUCUGGUGUUUCUCCUUCUCCGGCGAGGACUUCUACUCCGAGGAGGUUUUUCCGACGGCCUUUUCCUCCGCCGUCUCCGGCUAAACACAUUAAGGCUUCUUUGAUCAAAAGGCUUGGAGUGAAGCCUAAAGAAGGACCGAUCCCUGAGGAGAGUGGAACAGAGACAACAGAGCAGUCGCUUGAUAAGAGCUUUGGUUAUGGGAAGAAUUUUGGUGCUAAGUAUGAGUUGGGGAAAGAAGUAGGUCGAGGGCAUUUUGGUCAUACUUGUUCUGGUCGUGGGAAGAAGGGUGAGAUUAAGGAUCAACCUAUUGCUGUUAAGAUCAUCUCCAAGUCUAAGAUGACAACAGCAAUUGCAAUUGAAGAUGUUCGUAGGGAGGUGAAGUUAUUGAAAUCUUUAUCUGGUCACAAACAUCUAAUUAGAUACUAUGAUGCAUGUGAGGACGCCAAUAACGUGUACAUAGUCAUGGAGUUGUGUGAAGGUGGAGAACUUUUGGACAGAAUUUUAGCAAGGGGUGGAAAAUAUCCAGAGGAUGACGCGAAGGCUAUUAUUGUACAAAUUCUAAAUGUGGUUUCAUUUUGUCAUCUCCAAGGAGUUGUACACCGGGACUUAAAGCCAGAGAAUUUUCUAUUUACAUCUAGCCGUGAAGAUUCAGACUUGAAGCUUAUCGAUUUUGGUCUCUCGGACUUUAUCAGACCCGAUGAAAGACUGAAUGAUAUAGUUGGAAGCGCCUACUAUGUCGCGCCUGAAGUUCUACACAGAUCGUAUAGCCUUGAGGCUGAUAUAUGGAGUAUUGGAGUUAUUACAUAUAUACUCUUAUGUGGAAGCCGGCCUUUUUGGGCACGGACAGAAUCUGGAAUCUUUCGUACUGUGCUAAGAAGUGAACCGAUCUACGAGGACACACCUUGGCCUUCUGUUUCAUCAGAAGGUAAAGAGUUUGUGAAACGACUUCUCAACAAAGACUAUAGGAAACGAAUGUCUGCAGUUCAAGCUUUGACUCAUCCGUGGUUACGGGAUGGUAGUCGUGCGAUUCCUUUAGAUAUUCUGAUCUAUAAGUUGGUCAAAUCCUAUUUGCAUGCAACACCUCUUAGACGGGCUGCUUUAAAGGCGCUAGCGAAAGCAUUGACCGAGAACGAGCUAAUCUAUCUUAGAGCACAGUUCAUGCUCUUGGGACCAAACAAAGAUGGAAGCAUUUCCCUCGAAAACUUCAAGAUGGCGCUUAUGCAAAACGCAACAGACGCAAUGAGAGAAUCCAGGGUUCCUGAAAUUCUUCACAUGAUGGAAUCUCUAGCGUAUAGAAAGAUGUAUUUCGAGGAGUUUUGCGCUGCAGCGAUUAGCAUCCAUCAACUAGAAGCUGUUGAAGCUUGGGACGAGAUUGCAGCCGCGGGAUUCCAGCAUUUUGAAAGCGAAGGAAACCGAGUGAUCACAAUCGAAGAACUAGCAAGGGAACUGAAUGUGGGUGCAUCUGCGUACGGACACUUGAGAGAAUGGGUAAGAAGCAGUGACGGGAAGAUGAGUUUCUUAGGGUUCACUAAGUUCUUGCACGGAGUUACUCUUCGUGCUGCUCACGCAAGACCUCGCUAG